AUGCAACUUUACAAAUUGUAUUGCAAUCACUCAACGAAAAUAAAAGUGUAAUUGAGUAAGAGAGCUAAAACCAUGGGGAAGGUUAUGAGAGCUUUAGGAAUGUCGUUUUUAGUGUUAUCACUUGUGGUGGUGUUUAUCGGAUUAGCUGAGGGAAGACAAUUGGAGGAGAAAAAUAAGUUGGAUAAGGAGGGUUGUGAAGGAGGGGAAGGUGGCUUGGGUUAUGGGGGAGGCAUUGGGGGCGGUAAAGGAGGCGGCAUUGGGGGUGGAUAUGGAGGUGGUGCUGGAGGAGGUCAUGGAAGUGGUGGUGGCUAUGGAGGAGGACAUGAAGGUGGUGGUGUAGGAGGAGGCUAUGGAGGUGGUGCAGGAGGGGGUGCUGGUGGUGGAUAUGGAGGUGGCCAUGAAGGUGGUGGUGUAGGAGGUGGUUAUGGAGGAGGACAAGGAGGUGGUGUAGGAGGAGGUGCUGGUGGAGGUUAUGGAGGAGGACAUGAAGGUGGUGGUGUCGGAAGCGGUGUUGGUGGUGGUUAUGGAGGAGGCGGUAAGGGUGGAGGCAUUGGAGGUGGUCAUGGAGGUGGAGUUGGUGGUGGUUAUGGAGGAUGUGUUGGAGGUGGCCACGGAGGUGGUUUAGGUGGUGGAUAUGGUUCUGGAGGAGGCAAGGGUGGAGGUGUCGGAGGUGGACAUGGAGGUGGAGUUGGUGGCGGUUAUGGAGGAGGUGUAGGAGGUGGUCACGGAGGAGGAGUUGGUGGUGGUUAUGGAGGCAAAGGAGGAGGUCUUGGAGGAGGAGUAGGAGGUGGCCAUGAAGGUGGUGUUGGUGGUGGUUAUGGAGGUGGAGUAGGAGGUGGCCACGGAGGCGGUGUUGGCGGUGGUUAUGGAGGUGGCCAUGAAGGCGGUAUUGGUGGAGGCCAUGGAGGUGGUGUUGGUGGUGGCUACGGAGGGGGCAUUGGUGGUGGUGCCGGCGAAGGUGCUGGUGGUGGCUAUGGAGGAGGUCAUGGAAGUGGAAUGGGAGGAGGAAUUGGUGGUGGAUAUGGCCACGGAGGAGGUGUAGGUGGUGGCUAUGGAGGUGGCCAUGAAGGAGUUGGAGGUGGCUAUGGAGGAGGACAUGGAGGUGGCUAUGGAGGUGGAGCUGGUAGUGGUGCUGGUGGAGGAGCCGGAGCUGGAGGUGGCUAUGGAGGUGGUUAUGGUGGAGGCCAUGGAGGAGGAUAUGGAGGUGGUGGUGGUUAUUAAGGUUGAGUUUCAUGAGGUAUCAUUCAUCAUUAGAUGCAAUCGUCCGAUUAUUAUUGGAUCAAAUAGUAGCUAGUUAAGUAUUGUAAAAGUCAUGCAUGCACAUGCUUGACUUGUUCGUAAAUUUAUUUACGUAAGAAAGUCCUUAGGCUAGGAAAUAAAAUAUGAUGUAUCUUUUUCUAUCGUAAAGAUAAGUUUGCUUCUGAUAAGCUGAGAAAUUAUGGCUAGCAUCUAUAUCAUCACUUCAUAAACAUACAUAAUGAUAUAUCAAGCAUUGUUCUCCGUUUUUUCUAAACUCGUGGGGCUGUUAGUUUGUGACAAAUAA
Molecule: messenger RNA, 1543 nt
Organism: Chenopodium quinoa (quinoa)
Lineage: Eukaryota; Viridiplantae; Streptophyta; Magnoliopsida; Caryophyllales; Amaranthaceae
Product: glycine-rich cell wall structural protein-like
Exons: 2
Coding region: 73-1221 (382 amino acids)
Source: RefSeq, a predicted model, not a curated record